Pan troglodytes (chimpanzee) is the source of this 3161-nucleotide messenger RNA. Its product is annotated as complement factor H-related protein 1. Gene Ontology annotation, molecular function: complement component C3b binding. The transcript is spliced from 7 exons. Gene Ontology annotation, biological process: complement activation. The record is from RefSeq and is a predicted model, not a curated record. Bases 100 to 1269 code for a protein of 389 amino acids. Lineage: Eukaryota; Metazoa; Chordata; Mammalia; Primates; Hominidae.
AAAUUCAGAACCACACGUGGUAACUAAUAAUGAAAGAUUUCAAACCCCAAACAGUGCAACUGAAACUUUUGUAUUAGCAUACUACUGAGAAUAUCUAACAUGUUGUUACUAAUCAAUGUCAUUCUGACCUUGUGGGUUUCCUGUGCUAAUGGACAAGUGAAGCCUUGUGAUUUUCCAGACAUUAAACAUGGAGGUCUAUUUCAUAAGAAUAUGCGUAGACCACACUUUCCAGCAGCUGUAGGAAAAUAUUACUCCUAUUACUGUGAUGAACAUUUUGAGACUCCUUCAGGAAGUUACUGGGAUUACAUUCAUUGCACACAAAAUGGGUGGUCGCCAGCAGUACCAUGUCUCAGAAAAUGUUAUUUUCCUUAUUUGGAAAAUGGAUAUAAUCAAAAUUAUGGAAGAAAGUUUGUACAGGGUAACUCUACAGAAGUUGCCUGCCAUCCUGGCUACCGUCUUCCAAAAGCACAGACCACAGUUACAUGUACGGAGAAAGGCUGGUCUCCUACUCCCAGAUGCAUCCGUGUCAGAACAUGCUCAAAAUCAGAUAUAGAAAUUGAAAAUGGAUUCAUUUCUGAAUCUUCCUCUAUUUACAUUUUAAAUAAAGAAAUACAAUAUAAAUGUAAACCAGGAUAUGCAACAGCAGAUGGAAAUUCUUCAGGAUCAAUUACAUGUUUGCAAAAUGGAUGGUCAACACAACCAAUUUGCAUUAAAUUUUGUGAUAUGCCUGUUUUUGAGAAUUCCAGAGCCAAGAGUAAUGGCGUGCGGUUUAAGCUCCAUGACACAUUGGACUACGAAUGCUACGAUGGAUAUGAAAUCAGUUAUGGAAACACCACAGGUUCCAUAGUGUGUGGUGAAGAUGGGUGGUCCCAUUUGCCAACAUGUUAUAAUUCUUCAGAAAAGUGUGGGCCUCCUCCACCUAUUAGCAAUGGGGGUACCACCUCCUUUCUACUAAAAGUGUAUGUGCCACAGUCAAGAGUCGAGUACCAAUGCCAGUCCUACUAUGAACUUCAGGGUUCUAAUUAUGUAACAUGUAGUAAUGGAGAGUGGUCGGAACCACCAAGAUGCAUACAUCCAUGUAUAAUAACUGAAAAAAACAUGAAUAAAAAUAACAUAAAGUUAAAAGGAAGAAAUGACAGAAAAUAUUAUGCAAAAACAGGGGAUACCAUUGAAUUUAUGUGUAAAUUGGGAUAUAAUGCAAAUACAUCAAUUCUAUCAUUUCAAGCAGUGUGUCGGGAAGGGAUAGUGGAAUACCCCAGAUGCGAAUAAGGCAACAUUGGUACCCUAAAUGUAUGUCCAACUUCCACUUCUUCCACUUCUCAGUCUUAUGGUCUCAAAGCUUGCAAAGAUAGCUUCUGAUAUUGUUGUAAUUUCUACUUUAUUUCAAAGAAAAUUAAUAUAAGAGUUUCAAUUUGCAACUUAAUAUGUUCUCAAAAAUAUAUUAAAACAAACUAAAUUAUUGCUUAUGCUUGUACUAAAAUAAUAAAAACUACUCUUAUAUUGGACUUCUUAUCAAUGAAUUAGUAAGUAUAGAGACAGACAGCUGAAUGGCUUUCUGCAUAUUGUAUAGUAUACCUAGACAUAGAAACAAAAUGACUUCAGAUUUUAUUUGGGGAAGUAAUAAUACCAUAAAAUUAGAUAUUAAAAUUAUAAGUGAAAAUAAACACACUAUAGUAUUCCCUUAUUGUAGCCAUGGUCCUCUAGAUGCAGUUAACCAAAUAGGGUCAUUUUUAUUAAAAGUAGUGUUUCCUGCCAAACACUGACAUUACAUCAUUAUCAUGAUUUAAAGGAAAUAGUACUAAAGAAGGUGAAUUAUUAUCAUUUUCCUGUGAAAAAAGAAAAGAGGUUUUGCUAACCCUUUCAGAGCAUUGGGAACACAGCCAGAAGUGCAUUAAAUGUAUAUAUUAACUUGGGCAAUGUUGACACUUUAGGAUGCUGAAGCCAGGUGCAGUGGCACACGCCUGUAAUCCCAGCACUUUGAGAGGCCAAGCUGGGAAUCAUCAGAGGUCAAAAGUUCAAGACCAGCCUGGUCAACACGGUGAAACCCUGUCUCUACUAAAAACAGAAAAACUAGCUGGGCAUGAUGGCGUGCACCUGUAGUCCCAGCUACUCAGGAGGCUGAGGUGGGAGAAUCACUUUAACCAGUGGGGCAGAGGUUGAACUGAGCCAAGAUAGUGCCACUGCACUCCAGCCUGGGCAACAGACUGAGACUCUGUCUUAAAAAGAAAUAAAUAGGAUGCUGAAAAUUCCUAUUUAAGGAAAUAAUUCUUUUUCUGAUUUGUUUAAGGCUACAUUUGUAUUUUCUUAAUACAAAUAUUUUGAAAGUUUCUUCAUAUAUGGUUUUUGCAUUUCUUAUUAAGUUUUGCUUCAGAUUUUUUUUGGUCUUUUCUCCUGUUAAUUGCCUUCACUCUCUGUUCUGUACUUUUCUUUGUAUAUAAGGAGUUUUUGAAAAGAUUGUAUAUCCCUGUUAACAAAUUGAAAUCCCCAUUCACUUUAAUAGAUUUUUACCCCCAGUUAGCAUAUGGUUAGUGAGAAGUUGCAGGGUAAGAAGAAAACAAUGUUCCCUUUCCCAACACUUUUCCUGAUUAUAGAGAAAAAAGCAUGAACUUGUAUAAUGAUCUAGUCCUGUACAGAAUGAGAAAUAUUAAUUGCUAGACUGAGAAUGUUUUGGUGACUAAAGCUAGGAAUAACUUUUUAAGACUGAAGAAUGAUAUAAGCUAUCAAAUCUAACUCAGUUUUCAAAUAACAGGUUUGCAGAGACUGGAGAAUAAAAAGUAAAAAAUUGUUUUAUUAAUUCCAGUGACUAAUUCUACUUCAUCAACAUAUAUCAUAAAUAAAAUUUCAAAAAUAAUUGCUGAUAUGGUUUGACUGUGUCCCCACCCAAUUCUCACCUUGAAUUAUAUAAUCCCCAUGCAUCAAAGGUGCAAGCCAGGUGGAGAUAAUGGAAUCAUGGGAGCAGUUUCCCCAUACCCCACUCAUGGUAGUAAAUACGUCUCAUGAGAUCUAAUGGUUUUAUAAAUGAAAGUUCCCCUGGACAAGUUCUCUUGCCUGCCACCAUGUAAGAUGUACCUUUGCUACUCAUUCACCUUCUGCCAUGAUGGUGAGGCCUUCCCAGCAAUGUGGAACUGUGAGUCCAUUAAACCUCUUUCCUUUAUAAAUUA